Otolemur garnettii (small-eared galago) is the source of this 2967-nucleotide messenger RNA. RefSeq names its product G protein-coupled receptor kinase 6 (gene GRK6). Gene Ontology annotation, biological process: protein phosphorylation; signal transduction; regulation of signal transduction. Lineage: Eukaryota; Metazoa; Chordata; Mammalia; Primates; Galagidae. Gene Ontology annotation, cellular component: plasma membrane; cytoplasm. Bases 128 to 1915 code for a protein of 595 amino acids. The record is from RefSeq and is a predicted model, not a curated record. The transcript is spliced from 17 exons. Gene Ontology annotation, molecular function: ATP binding; G protein-coupled receptor kinase activity.
GGCCGGGGAGGCCGGGGAGGCCGGGGAGGCCGCGGCGCGGUCACUGCGAGCUGAGCCGAACUGCGCUGAUCGCCAUCCGGGCCCAGCCCUCGCGCGCGAUCCUACGGGCCCUGUGGCGCCGUAGCCCAUGGAGCUCGAGAACAUCGUAGCGAACACGGUGCUACUUAAGGCCCGAGAAGGUGGUGGUGGGAAUCGCAAAGGCAAAAGCAAAAAAUGGCGGCAGAUGUUACAGUUUCCCCACAUCAGCCAGUGUGAAGAGCUACGUCUCAGCCUUGAGCGUGACUACCACAGCCUGUGUGAGCGGCAGCCCAUUGGCCGCCUCCUGUUCCGUGAGUUCUGUGCAACAAGGCCCGAGCUGACCCGCUGUAUUGCCUUCCUGGAUGGGGUAGCUGAGUAUGAAGUGACCCCUGAUGAGAAGCGGAAGGCAUGUGGGCAGCGGCUAAUGCAGAAUUUUCUGAGCCAAACGGGUCCUGACCUCAUCCCUGAGGUCCCUCGGCAGCUAGUGACUGACUGUGCUCAGCAGCUAGAGCAGGGGCCCUGCAAAGACCUCUUUCAGGAACUUACCCGGCUGACCCACGAGUACCUGAGCGUGGCCCCUUUUGCUGACUACCUCGACAGCAUCUACUUCAACCGUUUCCUGCAGUGGAAGUGGCUAGAAAGGCAGCCAGUGACCAAAAACACCUUCAGGCAGUACCGAGUCCUGGGCAAAGGUGGCUUUGGGGAGGUGUGUGCCUGCCAGGUACGGGCAACGGGCAAAAUGUACGCCUGCAAGAAGCUGGAGAAGAAGCGGAUCAAGAAGCGAAAAGGGGAGGCCAUGGCACUCAACGAAAAGCAGAUACUGGAGAAAGUGAACAGUAGGUUUGUAGUGAGCUUGGCCUAUGCCUAUGAGACCAAGGACGCCCUGUGCUUAGUGCUGACCCUGAUGAAUGGAGGUGACCUCAAGUUCCACAUCUACCACAUGGGCCAGGCUGGCUUCCCUGAAGCACGUGCGGUCUUCUAUGCUGCUGAAAUCUGCUGUGGCCUGGAGGACCUGCACCGGGAGCGCAUUGUGUACAGAGACCUGAAGCCAGAGAACAUUCUGCUGGAUGACCACGGCCACAUCCGCAUCUCCGACCUGGGACUUGCUGUGCAUGUACCUGAGGGCCAGACCAUCAAAGGCCGUGUGGGCACUGUGGGCUACAUGGCUCCGGAGGUGGUGAAGAAUGAGCGGUACACAUUCAGCCCUGACUGGUGGGCACUGGGCUGCCUCUUGUAUGAGAUGAUUGCCGGUCAGUCGCCCUUCCAGCAGAGAAAAAAGAAGAUCAAGAGGGAGGAGGUGGAGCGGCUAGUGAAGGAGGUGCCUGAAGAGUAUUCAGAGCGCUUUUCCUUGCAGGCCCGCUCGCUCUGUUCCCAGCUCCUCUGUAAGGACCCUGCUGAGCGCCUGGGUUGUCGUGGGGGCAGCGCCCGGGAGGUGAAAGAGCAUCCUCUCUUCAAGAAGCUGAACUUUAAACGUCUGGGAGCGGGUAUGCUGGAGCCACCCUUCAAGCCUGAUCCCCAGGCUAUUUAUUGCAAGGAUGUUCUGGACAUUGAACAGUUCUCCACAGUCAAAGGUGUAGAGUUAGAGCCUGCCGACCAGGACUUCUACCAGAAGUUUGCUACAGGCAGUGUGCCCAUCCCUUGGCAGAAUGAGAUGGUAGAGACAGAGUGCUUCCAGGAGCUGAAUGUCUUUGGGCUGGAUGGUUCAGUUCCCCCAGACCUGGACUGGAAGGGCCAGCCGCCUGCACCACCCAAGAAGGGGCUGCUGCAAAGACUCUUCAGCCGCCAGAGGAUUGCUGUGGGAACUGCAGUGACAGUGAGGAAGAGCUCCCCACCCGACUUGAGCUCCCCACCCGCCUCUAGCCCCCAGUCUGAAGUGCCCACCAGCGGCUGGCGGUAGCAGCUACUCCGGGCGCUGUUUACAGUUUUGCACAGUGGUCUUCCCUGUUGUCCACUUGAGUUGUGGCCUGGGGAAUGGCGGGAGCUGUCCCCAGUGUCCUCUGCCCUUCAGCCUCUGGCCUGGCUGAGUUUGGCAAGGAAGGCCUGGGCCUUCCUUGGGACAAAGGUGCGUCCCUUCAGCUCUUCUCCAUGGAGCUCGGGGCUUUCUGUAUUUAUGUAUUUGUACGAAUGUAUAUAGCAACCAACAUUCUUAACUCCUACCCUAGACUGGGCAGCCCUGCCUCAGCUCCCUGGGACAAUGGGCCCUGGCUGAGAAAGCAAGAGCUGGCAGAGGAGCCACUGCCAAACUCAAGCCACUUCAGGCCCAGCUUGGAUGGGCCAAGACUGGGCCAGAUCCCCGAGCUCCCAGCACUGUGCUGGCCACCAGUGGCCUUCAAGUGAGACUCAUGCCUGCCCCUACCGCCCUGGGCUCAGGCUGCUACUUUCUGGGGCCCAUUUUAGUCCCUUCUCAGUGCUUGUCAGAGCUGGAUAUGGGGCCCUGUGUGGGGUCCCUAGGUCUGUGCCAAAGUAUGAGCAGAGAUUGGCUGGCCAGAGGCCUAUCAGACCCUGUCCCAGGUGUGUAUGCAUUUGCCUUCCAGCUCCCAGGCGCCUCAUCCUUGAUGCUGGGCCCUGUCCUGAAGACGCCUCUUUCAGAAAUGCCCCUACCUAGGCCAUGGGUGGGGAUGUCCCUGGCCAACCCUGAAACAUUCCGGACUCCCUUCAUAACAACAGACACACGUGCCCAGCAAUAACCUGCCCCUGCUGUGUGUGUGUGAGAUUGUGUGUGUGUGUGUAUCUGUGAGCGGAUGAAGAGGGUAGGGUAAGGCUGUGCCUGAGCCCCAGGCCCUAGUUGUGGCCCUUCCCGGACUGUGAUGUACGUCCUGGUCCCAGUGUCGGGGUAGCGUGGGAUUUCAGGGCCCUGGUUUUCCGUAUUUAAAGCCAAAUUUUCUUACUCAUUUGCCCAGUAUAAGCUGCCACGUGUCUAUGUGUGAAUACAGUCCAAGCACAAACCUG